AUGCACAAGCACCAGCACUGCUGUAAGUGCCCCGAGUGCUACGAGGUGACCCGCCUGGCUGCCCUGCGGCGCCUCGAGCCUCCCAGCUACGGGGACUGGCAGGUACCCGACCCCUACGGGCCAGGUGGGGGCAAUGGAGCCAGUGCCGGUUAUGGGGGCUACAGCUCGCAGACCCUGCCCUCGCAGGCGGGGGCCACCCCCACCCCCCGCACCAAGGCCAAGCUCAUCCCCACCGGCCGGGAUGUGGGACCAGUACCCCCUAAGCCAGUCCCGGGCAAGAGCACCCCCAAACUCAACGGCAGCGGCCCCAGCUGGUGGCCAGAGUGCACCUGUACAGGCCGGGAUUGGUAUGAGCAGGUGAAUGGCAGUGAUGGCAUGUUCAAGUAUGAGGAGAUAGUCCUUGAGCGGGGAAAUUCUGGCCUGGGCUUCAGCAUUGCAGGUGGCAUCGACAACCCCCAUGUCCCCGAUGACCCUGGAAUCUUUAUUACCAAGAUUAUCCCUGGUGGAGCAGCUGCCAUGGAUGGGAGGCUGGGGGUGAAUGACUGUGUACUGCGGGUGAAUGAAGUGGACGUGUCGGAGGUGGUGCACAGCCGGGCCGUGGAGGCACUGAAGGAGGCUGGCCCUGUGGUGCGGUUGGUGGUACGGAGGCGACAGCCUCCACCAGAGACCAUCAUGGAGGUCAAUCUGCUCAAAGGGCCCAAAGGCCUCGGUUUCAGCAUUGCUGGGGGGAUUGGCAACCAGCACAUCCCAGGAGACAACAGCAUCUACAUCACCAAGAUCAUUGAGGGGGGUGCUGCUCAGAAGGAUGGACGCCUACAGAUCGGGGAUCGGUUGCUGGCGGUAAACAACACCAAUCUGCAGGAUGUGAGGCAUGAGGAAGCUGUGGCCUCACUGAAGAACACGUCUGAUAUGGUCUACCUGAAGGUGGCCAAGCCAGGCAGCCUCCACCUCAACGACAUGUACGCACCCCCCGACUAUGCCAGCACUUUUACUGCCUUGGCUGACAACCACAUAAGCCAUAACUCCAGCCUGGGUUAUCUCGGGGCUGUGGAGAGCAAGGUCAGCUACCCUGCUCCUCCUCAGGUUCCCCCCGCCCGCUACUCUCCUAUCCCCAGGCACAUGCUGGCUGAAGAGGACUUCACCAGGGAGCCCCGCAAGAUCAUCCUGCACAAGGGCUCCACAGGCUUGGGCUUCAACAUCGUUGGGGGUGAGGAUGGAGAAGGCAUUUUUGUCUCCUUCAUCCUGGCAGGAGGCCCAGCUGACCUAAGUGGGGAGCUGCGCAGGGGAGACCGGAUCUUAUCGGUCAAUGGUGUGAACCUGAGGAAUGCAACUCACGAGCAGGCUGCAGCUGCUCUGAAACGGGCUGGCCAGUCAGUCACCAUUGUGGCCCAGUACAGACCUGAAGAGUACAGUCGCUUUGAAUCGAAGAUACAUGACUUGCGAGAGCAGAUGAUGAACAGCAGCAUGAGCUCUGGGUCUGGGUCCCUGCGAACAAGUGAGAAGAGGUCCUUGUAUGUCAGAGCCUUGUUUGAUUAUGACCGGACUCGGGACAGCUGCCUGCCAAGCCAAGGCCUCAGCUUCUCCUAUGGUGACAUUCUACACGUCAUUAAUGCAUCUGAUGAUGAGUGGUGGCAGGCGAGACUGGUGACCCCACAUGGAGAAAGUGAGCAAAUCGGUGUGAUCCCCAGUAAGAAGAGGGUGGAAAAGAAAGAAAGGGCUCGAUUGAAAACCGUGAAGUUUCAUGCCAGGACGGGGAUGAUUGAAUCUAACAGGUCGAUCAAAACGAAACGUAAAAAGAGUUUCCGCCUCUCUCGAAAGUUUCCAUUUUACAAGAGCAAAGAAAACAUGGCCCAGGAGAGCAGCGGACAGGAACAGGGAGUGACAUCCAACACCAGUGACAGCGAAAGCAGUUCCAAAGGACAGGAGGAUGCUAUUCUGUCAUAUGAGCCAGUGACACGGCAAGAAAUUCACUAUGCAAGGCCUGUCAUCAUCCUGGGCCCCAUGAAGGACAGAGUCAACGAUGACCUAAUUUCGGAGUUUCCACAUAAAUUUGGAUCCUGUGUACCACAUACUACCCGGCCUCGGCGUGAUAAUGAGGUGGAUGGGCAAGACUACCACUUUGUGGUCUCCCGAGAACAGAUGGAGAAGGAUAUUCAGGACAACAAGUUCAUUGAGGCAGGCCAGUUCAACGACAAUCUCUAUGGGACCAGCAUCCAGUCAGUGAGGGCAGUUGCAGAGAGGGGCAAGCACUGCAUAUUAGAUGUUUCUGGCAAUGCUAUCAAGAGGCUGCAGCAGUCGCAACUUUACCCCAUUGCCAUUUUCAUCAAGCCCAAGUCCAUUGAAGCGCUUAUGGAAAUGAACCGAAGGCAGACAUAUGAACAAGCAAAUAAGAUCUAUGACAAAGCCAUGAAACUGGAGCAGGAGUUUGGAGAAUACUUCACAGCCAUUGUACAGGGUGACUCACUGGAAGAGAUUUAUAACAAAAUCAAACAAAUCAUUGAGGACCAGUCUGGGCACUACAUUUGGGUCCCAUCCCCUGAAAAACUCUGA
This is a messenger RNA of Rangifer tarandus platyrhynchus (Svalbard reindeer), 2550 nucleotides long. The record is from the annotation of a GenBank genome assembly. Lineage: Eukaryota; Metazoa; Chordata; Mammalia; Artiodactyla; Cervidae.